AGAAAGUCGGUAAACUGCAACUUUGACUGUUUAAUGUUUUCGUUUGCUUUUGAUGACGGAACGUAAACAAAUUUUGCCAACUUUUAUGUUUCUUUCGUAAUUCAAUCUACUUAACUUUCAUUAAUUAAUAAUGUCUAAAGCUGUGAUACUUAUCGGAGGGCCCCAAAAAGGUACUAGGUUUCGACCUCUUUCAUUUGAUAUUCCAAAGCCACUUUUUAAUGUUGCUGGUGUUCCGACUAUUCAGCAUCUAAUUGAAGCUUGUAUCAAAGUCCCUGGUAUUCGAGAAAUUUUAAUUAUUGGCUUUUAUAAUGCUGAAACAAUGAGUGAAUUUCUAUCUUCCAUGAAGGACUAUAAAAUAAAAAUUAGGUAUCUUCAAGAAUAUACAUCUCUUGGAACUGGUGGAGGAAUAUUUCAUUUUCGAGAUCAAAUUCAAACUGGUGAUCCAGAAGCAUUUUUCGUGAUAAAUGGGGAUGUUUGCGGUGAUUUUCCAUUAGUUGAAAUGCGCAAAUUUCACCAAGAGAAAAAUGCUUUGAUAACUGUUCUAGGCACUGAAGCAACACAUAUGCAGUCUCAACAAUAUGGAUGCAUAGUUAAAAAUAAUGAUACAAAUAAGAUUGUGCAUUAUGUUGAAAAACCAUCAUCUUUUGUCAGCACUACUAUAAAUUGUGGAGUGUAUAUUUGUUCUCCAAGAAUAUAUGACCAUUUAGGUAUAAUCUUCAAGAAUAAUCAAUUGGAUAACAAUUUUGGACCCUGGAGUGAAGUUACUUCAUCACAAGAUAGUAUCAGCUUAGAGCAAGAUGUUCUUAUGAAAUUAGCAGGGAAAGAAAAUGUUUAUGUUUUCUCCAGCAGUAGUUGGUGGAGUCAGAUGAAAACAGCUGGGUCGGCUAUUUAUGCCAAUAGACAUUACUUAGAUUUAUAUCAUUCUACUCAUCCUGAUUGGUUGGCAAAAACUAAUUCUACAAUUGGAGAUGUUUUUAUUCAUCCUACUGCUAAAGUUCAUCCUAGUGCCAUUUUGGGUCCCAAUGUCAGCAUUGGAAAGAAUGUUGUUGUUAAAGCAGGAGUUCGUAUAAAAGAAUCCAUAGUCUUAGGAGAUGCAAUAAUUUUUGAACAUGCACUUGUGUUGCAUAGCAUAAUUGGUUGGAACAGUUCUGUUGGAAGAUGGGCACGUGUUGAAGGAACACCUUGUGAUCCAAAUCCUGAUAAACCAUUCACCAAAAUGGAAAAUGUUCCUCUUUUCAACGAGACAGGUCGCUUAAAUCCAUCAAUUACUGUUCUAGGUUGUAAUGUACAUGUGCCAUCAGAAGUUAUUGUUUUAAACUCAAUUGUUCUUCCUCACAAGGAUUUGACACAAAGCUAUAAGAAUCAAAUUAUUUUAUAGUGAAUUAUAAUCUUAUUAUAAAUUUUAAUUUAAGCUGUAAUGUUUGGAUAUUGAAAUAUUCUCUCCUCUAAGCAUUUUUAAAAUUGUUUCUAAAUUUGUUUUUAAAAAAUAUAUUCUGCUGAAGGGUGCAGUUUAUAAAUAUAGUAAAACCUUGAUUAAAGUAUUGAAACUAAGAAAACUUCAAAAAUAGAUUUUUUUAAUUUAUUAGUUAAUUAAUGUAAAUGUUGUAUUUCAUAAAUAAUUACUAUACCUAUUAAAUUUAAUCUUCUGAACAUUAAUUGCCCAUUUACUAAUCUUUAAUCUAGUAACUUUCUUGCUGUAAACUCCUGUAAGUCUCCAUGUUAUUCAACUAAAAAGUUGUGUUUGGUUUUUAAAAUUCCAAACAAUUUUACUCAAAAUAAUAAUGUUAAGAUGGUUAAAUCUGACUAGGACCUUUUAAUAUGUUUAGAAAUACCUAUGAAAUUUUAUUUUUUUUUCAUCUUAGAUUCAAUAUAUUUUUAAUGUGUCUUAUGACUUUUUUUGACAUUAAGUUAAUAUGCUGUUCCCAUUAAAUUGAGAAAAAUAAUGAUUAAAAUUGUAAAAGUAGUAACAGUUGAAAGAAAUUUGACAAGAAAAUUGAUGACAGUUAUUAGAGAGCUUUUAAUACUAAUUAUCAAGGUUUCACUGUGCAUGUGAAUUGCUUUGUAUGAAAUAUAGCCUGUUUAAUUUAUCCCGAUUAUUCCUGAUUAAAAUAUCUCCUCCGAGGUAAAUCUGGGUAUAUGUAGUUGAAAAGACACGAGACUCAAGUGCGUUUUAUUAUAUUUUAUUGCUACAAACUAUAUUGAAUUUUUAUUGUUUUUUAUUGUUUUCAAUUAAUUUUUUGUUGUUGGAGGAACUAAUUACACCUGCCUUAUUUUUUAGUUUGAAAAAAUACGAAAAGAUUUUUUUAAAAGUAAAUUUAACUUUAUAUUUGUUUCACUUUUAUAUUGGAAAAAGUAAAACUGAUGUGGUAUAAAGUAAAGAGGAAGAAAAGAGUUAGUUUUUGAACCUAAUCAUUUAUUCAAUACGCAUUAGACUUGCAAGAACCAGGAAAAAGGGUUAUAAACAUGCACAUAAUUUUUAUAAAUAAUACCAACUUCAUGUACUAUAUACAUAUUUGUACAGGAUCAUACAUAUGUUGUAACUAAUUUUCUUUUAUAAAUACCUUUGUAAUUUUUAUAAUUUUUGUCUUCUUCUUGCAUGUAAUUCAUAUGGGUUUAUUUUUGAGUUGAGUAAAGAUAUUUUUAGUGCCAUACAAAAAUAUAAUAUGUAUCAUAAUGAUUGCUUUCUAUGCUAUUGAUAAUAGUAUAAUUCUCAAAGUUUUUUAACAAUGGUAUUUUAACUAUAGCAAAUUUUAUUAAUUUGAUUUUUAUGUGAUAUAAAUGUGUAAUUAUGCUUCGUAUGUGACAUAAAAUAAUAAUAAUGUAAAAAGGCCUUAAGUUUUGUCAUGAUCCUUCUUACACUUCUAGGUUAUAUGUUUCAAGUGAUAUUUGUUUAAAUUUUCUGCAUUAUUUAAAUUACUAUUAUUUGGUAUUUCAUUUACAUAGUGUCUUCAAUCCUGGAAAUAUGUAUUGUAUAUAUACUUUUUUUUUAAUAUUAUAUGUAGUACUUAAGUAUCUAUGAAUAUAAAUUUUAGGUUACUAGAUGUGGUACAAUCAAAUAAAUUUUUUAUUGUAAUUCUUUUUUUAAAUUUUUUUAUUUACUUUUGAAAAAUAUUUGUUAUAUUUUUGUUCAGAAUGCAAUACUUUAGUUAAUUAUUGACAACUUUUGUAAUUUCCUGUGUGCUGUCAGUAGGGCUGCAUAACCUGCAGGUCAGGUCCCCUGGAGUUAAGGGAAAAAAUUUCUUACAAAUACCUUGCACCACUGUUUAUUUGGUGGAUUAGAUGGGGUUUUGUUUGCCACAAGAAAAAUAGCAAUAAAUUCUCAAAGCCUUUCCCACUGACAGGAUCUACACCACAUGUGAGUGAAUCUAGAAUCUUAUAUGAGCCAACGGGAAUUGGCAAGGAGACAGGCAAGCAGACACACGAUCAUGUUUAAAGGUCAUUCACACUGGAUGUGAAAAAAAUCACGUAUGCAAAUUUAGAGAUGUGAACAAGAACUUGAUUGGUGAGUUCUUUGUGGGUUAGUAUAUUUUAUCAAUAAGGUUCUCAUUGGCGUGUGCAAAUUUUUUUUAUCCAAUGUUAAUGGUCUCAUGUUAUGGCUGACAAAAUUUGAUAGGAAAUUUGCGAUGUCUAAUGCCCAUAGAAUGAUUUUGCUUACAUUAUCUGUGGCUACAGAUUUCCCGCAGUCAGGAUUUUCGUGCAUUUUUAACAGGUAAUCUGUGAAUAGUAACUUAUAGAGUAAACACAGGAGAUUAUGGCAUUAUAAAUUUUAUAUUAAAAUGCUUAUUAUUUUGAUGAUACAGUAGUAGAUCGCAAAUCACAACAGCAGGCUCUCUUGAACUACCUUUCUACAGUCAUUAAUCAUGCUAACAACUGCAUUAUUUCUUAUUAAUUAAACAAUUUUUCAUAUAUGAAACCUUUAGAGUAAUUAGUUAUGAUUAUAAAUGCUCUAUCUAGGAAAUGAUGAAGUCUAAUGACAUUUCUUUAUCUAAAUAUUCAGUGUCUAUUAACAUUUACAAUUUGGCAACUGUUUUUAAUCAAUCAUAUCUAUUUUCGACAUAAAUUAUUUGUAUACAUUCAGCUUUUUUUUAAGAGUUUGCAUUGAAAGAUUCGGGAUUUUUUCUGAUAUCAGUAUGAUUUUACUAAAUGAUUAAGAUUUAAUUAAGUAAUCAUAGUCAGAAUUUGAAAUUCUUUUUUUUUUCUUUAUUAUGAAGUUUUUAGCCUUAAUUAUUAAAUUGUGAUCCUUAAUGUGCAUAGUUUUAAAACUUUUUUUUUUCUAAGGGCUCUAAAUAUUUUUAUCAUUCUGAAACCCAGCAGAACAUAUUGAACAACAUUUGGUAAAUUUUUAUCACUUAUAAAUAAUAAUAUAUAUAUUUUUUAAUGUUUGUAUGCCUUUACAAAGCAAUUGUCUAUAUAAAAAUAUAAUUGUACCUAUCCCCAUUGAUAUGAGUUUUUAUUUGCAAUGAAAAAAAAUUAAUAAAGGUAAGAAAUUUGAUUAAAGUAAACUUUUGGACUGUUUUAUGGCAUAUAGAUAUAUUAUUAUUUGAGUCGAGUGGAAUUUGUUUCAUGACUAAAAUGUGAAGAAAUGUACUAAAACUAUCCUACAAUAUGCUAAAAAUGCUAAAAAGGAAAAUUUAUCAUAUGUUUUUAGGUAAAACUAAAACUAACUAAAAAAUAAAUGUUUUAUUAAUCGA
Messenger RNA from Parasteatoda tepidariorum (common house spider), 4691 nucleotides. RefSeq names its product GDP-mannose pyrophosphorylase A (gene Gmppa). The record is from RefSeq and is a predicted model, not a curated record. Lineage: Eukaryota; Metazoa; Arthropoda; Arachnida; Araneae; Theridiidae. Gene Ontology annotation, biological process: biosynthetic process.